GUCCCACCGAGGCCUGGGUGUACAGACCCCGCAUCGAAUCUGUUUUGUUUUUCACCAGAGUCUCUGUCUCUCCUCCUGCAUAAGACCCAGAUGCGUUCGAAGACAGCUGUUCAUCUCCGACAGUGCACAUUUCUAGAUCUUUGGUUUCACGGGAAUUAAGCUUCGGGGCAACUGGAGAUCUCUCCGAAUACCCUUUGAGGCUCCACACCAAAGUGUUCUAAAAGCGCACACUGUUGCUUUGUUCUUGUUGGUGGGGGCAGAGUUCUAUCCUUAACCCCCAUCCCAUCAGAAAGCCGCGAUCUUCCUCCAUUGUUGUUUUGUUUUCUGAAGGCUUCUGAAGGAAGGUUGCGAAAUGUGGAGAUGGAACAGAGAGCUCUCUGCAGCAAAAAAAUGAGCCAGCAGUGGAAGAGAACAUCAUGCAAGCUGACUGACUGCUAGUAAAGAUGUCUUAUAUUUGCACCAGGCGUCUGUGGGAUCUGUAAUAGAAAUGAUGGCUGGCUGUGGUGAAAUUGAUCACUCGAUAAACAUGCUUCCUACAAAUAGGAAACCCAAUGAGUCCUGUUCUAAUACCACACCUUCUCUAACUGUCCCUGAAUGUGCCAUUUGUCUACAAACUUGUGUUCACCCAGUCAGUCUGCCUUGUAAGCAUGUUUUCUGCUAUCUGUGUGUAAAAGGAGCUUCUUGGCUUGGAAAGCGGUGUGCUCUCUGUCGACAAGAAAUUCCUGAGGAUUUCCUUGACAAGCCAACCUUGUUGUCACCCGAAGAACUGAAGGCAGCAAGUAGAGGAAACGGAGAAUAUGCUUGGUAUUACGAAGGAAGAAAUGGGUGGUGGCAGUAUGAUGAGCGUACUAGUAGAGAGCUGGAAGAUGCUUUUUCCAAAGGUAAAAAGAGCACUGAAAUGUUAAUUGCUGGGUUUCUCUAUGUUGCUGAUCUUGAAAAUAUGGUUCAAUAUAGGAGAAAUGAGCAUGGACGUCGCAGGAAGAUUAAACGGGAUAUAAUUGAUAUACCAAAGAAGGGAGUAGCCGGACUUAGGUUGGACUGUGACUCUAAUACUGUAAACCUAGCAAGAGAGAGCUCUGCUGAUGGAGCGGACAGUUUAUCAGCACAGAGUGGAACCUCCAUUCAGCCUCUAGCAUCAUCUACUGUGAGGCCACUAACGUCAGUAGAUGGUCAGUUAACAAGCCCUGCAACGCCAUCCCCUGAUGCAAGCACUUCUCUGGAAGACUCUUUUGCUCAUUUACAACUCAGUGGAGACAGCAUAGCUGAAAGGAGUCACAGGGGUGAAGGAGAAGACCAUGAAUCACCAUCUUCAGGCAGGGUACCCGUGCCAGAUACCUCCAUUGAAGAAACGGAGUCAGAUGCCAGCAGCGAUAGUGAAGACGGCUCUGCACUUGUCGCACAGCACUCCUUGAGCCAACAGAGACUUACGGCUCCUAAUGCAAGCCAGACAGUAUCUGAUCGAUCUGGAAAUGAUCGACCAGUAGCAGGGGGUGGAACAGUGAGUGUCAGAUCUAGAAGGCCUGAUGGACAGUGCACUGUAACUGAGGUUUAAAUCAGUCUUCAGCUCACACUCAAGGUUGAAAUGGUUCUCUGUAAAUUUCUGCCCGCCUAGCAUUAUACUCAUCCCUAGUAGUGCAUUGUUGGGGUGGGAAGGGGUAUGGGAAUGAUAGACCUUAAUUAAAAUGUUUAACAAGCCUCUGAGAAAUUUAUUUAAUGUAAGGAACUUGAGUAUGAAUAAUGAGAGCUGUUUAGUAAUAACCCAGUUUUCUUGAGGUGUGUUCAUUUUAUAGUGUUUUGCUUAAUUUCUUUAGUUCUUUUGGCCAGUGUGUAUAUUAUCUGUGCAUUAACAGUCCUCAUCUGAUUCUUGCAUUGUGUUACUUUUCUGCAUGAAUUGACAAAAUUACUAAAAUUUGGCACCUAUAAGAUGUUUGGUAUCAAUACGAGCAGGAAGCUUAUUAAUGUGAGAAUAGAUGUGAAUUUGGAAUUUUAAAAUAACCAUUUUACUGUAGUUUCUGAAACGGUGAUGUAAAAAACACAGCUAAUAAGUUUCAGGAUUCUUUCUGUAACAACUCAUUGUGUUUCCAUAGGUUUUGCUGUCUAAUCCUUGUAGUUUGAGGUUUUCCUGGAUCCACGCUUUUCUUUUUGAUUACAAAAUUUAUAAUUUAAUAAAUACUACAGUUUACCAAAAAUAA
Molecule: messenger RNA, 2192 nt
Organism: Echinops telfairi (small Madagascar hedgehog)
Lineage: Eukaryota; Metazoa; Chordata; Mammalia; Afrosoricida; Tenrecidae
Gene: RNF146
Product: ring finger protein 146
Exons: 3
Coding region: 488-1552 (354 amino acids)
Biological process (GO): ubiquitin-dependent protein catabolic process; Wnt signaling pathway
Cellular component (GO): cytoplasm; nucleus
Molecular function (GO): zinc ion binding; poly-ADP-D-ribose binding; ubiquitin protein ligase activity
Source: RefSeq, a predicted model, not a curated record